AGUUAACUAAAUUCUUCCAGAAUUGGCUUGUCCAUGAGAGCUUAAACUCAAAUAAAGAUAGAUUUUUAAAAGGUAAAUACAUUAUUUCUUUGUUGUAAACAAAAAUUAAGUCUCCCCUGAUUAGUAACAAAAAUGCAGCAUUGCCCAAGCUCAGACAACAAGAAUUCAAAAGAACAUUCAGAAGUUUAACUUACUUCUGUCAUAAAUAACUCUGUUUCUAAACAAAGGCAUUGUUCCAUUCACAGACCAGUGUUAACCUCAGGACUCCUUAUUAAACUGAAGUUUUUACAAGCAGAUUCAUCUUGAGUUGCCCAUUCUCUCUCAACCUAAUUGUUGUAAAUGGUAGGAAUUAUUUUGUGCAGACAAGGGAUAAAGGCUAAUCCAGGUCAAUCAGUACCUUGUAAUUUAUCCACAUACUUAGAGAAGAAAAAAAGGUGUAUAGGGGAGAGGGAAAGAAGAAAGGGACUGUUGGAGUCCUGACAGUGUUAAACCCCUAUACUGACCUAAUGGAGAGUUUUAAAAUUCUGAAUAGAGUUCAUGUUUCAGGGUAAAAAUGCAGGUAACAAAGGCUUCCCUGAAGCAGAUGGCUAUAUUAAAUUCCUGAGAGUGAGAUUUUGUUAGAAUUAUAUCUGAUGACCAGUGAACAUGGGCAAAUGAACUCAUCAUGAAUGAAUAAAAUAUUUGGUGUAGCUCUUAAACAUUUUAAUAAAAUUAAAUGACAUUUAUUUGCCUUUUCAAUUUUGUUCUAUUUUUAUAAUUGUCUCCACCAAAAAAUCUAAAUUUUGAUAGACAAUUUGACAUUGGUAUAGAUAUAUAUGUGCAAAGAUUAUUAGUGAUCAGAUGGAGGUGAAGGGGAAAUGAAUAACUGAAUUUUUAAAGUUUUAAAAAUAGAGUGAAGGGCAGCUGGGUAGCUCAGUGGAUUGAGAGUCAGGCCUAGAGACAAGAGGUCCUAGGUUCAAAUCUGGCCUCUGACACUUCUCAGUUGUGUGACCCUGGGCAAGUCACUUGACCCCCAUUGCCUAGCCCUUACCACUCUUCUGCCUUGGAGUCAAUAUUGUAAGGGUUUAAAAAAAUAGUGAAAGUUACUUUAUGAAAGUUAAAAUGUUAUAUUGUUUUUCAGUGAUACCAUGAACCUGCUAUUUAAUGGAAAAUGAAUCAUGCUACAAUCUUUAGCAUUAUUUCAAGAGAUUAGUAUGCACUAGUUAAGUGCCUCCACUUUUAUACUUUUAUAGAUAACAAUUACUCCAAAGGUGAAGGCAAUUUAAAAACAAUAGGUGAGACUUAUAUAGUACUAUAAAGUUUACAAAGUAUUUAUCUACUUUAUUUCAUUUGUUCUUAACAAUAACCCUGUGAGGUAUUUUAUUUCUUUCUAUAUUUGAUGAGGUGCCCAAACCACAAAGAGAUUAUGUGACUUGCCUGUGAUUACCCAGCUAGUAAGGCAAGAUUUGAACCCUGAUCUCUAUUGACUCUAAGUCUGGCAUUAUUUCUGCUACUUCACAUUGCCAUUGAACAUCAAGAUUGUGAUCUUAUGACCAUAGAAAAGCUAAAUAUAAUCAAUAAGUAAAAAACAAAUAAAAUAAAAGUCCACUUUUUCCCAAAAACCUUGUCCUGAGAGUAUCAUUACAGGAUAUUUUUCCCCAUGAAAACAGCCAGAGAAAGUCAUGAGAUUAUAUAUGUAAAGGACUUUGCAAGCCUUAAAAGAUAAAUUUUCCUGAUUCCAGGUCUGGCAUUAUUCACUGUACCACUUAGCCACUUAAUACAAAUAUUAGUCUCCAAUUAAAAUGCAAAAAACAGAGACCACUUUUAUAUUAUAUCCCCUAGACCAGUGGUACCAAACUAUAAUAGAAAGAAAAUUGUGUCACUGCUGGCCACUCACUGUCUUUGAAAACUAGAAAUUAAAAUCAUCCAUGCUAUAGUAUCUUAUUUUUUUGUUUUACAUUUCCCAUUUCUACUUUAAUCUGGCUAUAUCUGACCUCAACAAUUGUCCUGCCCUGGCCGGUGCACAUAGGCUCUUACACAGCCUCUUCCCCAAUGCACUGACACCUGGUCAUUCAGUCUCUACUCAAGCAUUUCUAGUAGCUGUGAGCUUGCUACAAGGUAGUCCAUUCCAUUGCUAGAACUGUUGGAAAAUAAUUCACUCUUGGAUUAUUGCAAUAGCCUUUUGGAUAGUCUUUUCACAUCUCAUAUUCCCCAAAUGAUUCACUGGGUAGACCGAAAUUGCUUUUUUUGUUUCUUUAUUGCAUAUUGGGUCAAAUUCUCACUCUUUAACUAGACAUUGAAGGCCUCUUAUAACUUGGCAUCCCUUUACUCAUUCAGUCUUAUCUCAUAACUCUCUGCAACAGAGACCUUGUACAUUCAGGCACCACACUGAUUCCCAUCACAACUUUUACAUACUGUUCCUUUCAUCUGACAUGCCUUCCCCAUUCAUCUUUGCCAAUUCCAAUUUUAUGCUUCUUUCAAGUCCUUAUUGGACCUUGUCAGCUAUAAUGCUCCGUCAGAGUCCAUCCCACCAUGAUUCUUCCCUUCUCCAAAGCAUUACAGAACUUAUAUUCCAUGCAGCCUCACUCUUGGCUACAUAUUGCUACGGAUUUUCUCAUCUUAAAAACACAUGCAUAAUUUCUCUGACGUCUACCAAGGUGGAAAGCAGUCCUAUGUUGUAUGUUUGAGUGUGAGCAUGGUACUGGUCAUGGAAAGAAUGUGAUUUUGUAAUGUUGAUUUUCAGCUGUCCUCGAAAUAAGUUAAAUCCAAUUGGGAGUCUCAUUAGAGAAUGGCUUGCUUUCUGAGACUUUUCAGAUUUGGAGGGAGAGAACUGCUGCUUCUUCCAAGGACUUUUCUUCAAUGGGAAUAAUGCCAAGAAAAUCCUAAAUUAUUUCAAAGAUUACCACCUCUUUUAUUUUGUUCAAGAGAAAAUUUUCAAGAAAUCUGACUUGGAGUAACAACACUGUAAAUUUGUCCCUUCAUAGCCUCCUAACAGGACCCUAGACAGAGUUACUCUGGAUAUCCAGAAUAGUAAGCACAUCAUUACUGACCAAGGGUUACUAGAAUUUCAAUAUGACUUUAACCUGUAAUAUAUCCAGUCUUAUCUUUAUAGUGGUCAGAUAUAGGAGGAGGGUAAACAAUAGCAUCAAAACCUUUGCGGGUUUUGUUGGCAUAAAAUGUUUGUAAGCUUAUAAGCUUAAACACCUGGUUUGCCUGCCCAGACAACUGUUUACUGAACUCCUCAGACUAGCCUACCUCAUAGAUACAUUGCCAGCUGUUUUAGUUUUGAUUGUGCAUUGGUUUAUUUUGAGAAGAAGCAUUAUAUACGACACAGAAAAUAUACCCCUAGUUCUGCAAAUAGGACAAGUAAACAUCAGCUAAGAAGGAAGGACAGUAGGGAGAAUGACUGACUAUAGUUUAUCUCAAUAUCAAAAGCCAUGGUCAUUUUCACUAAUAUUUAAACACUUUGUGGUUAUUGAGUUCUUUCAGUCCUGUCCAACACUAUGAUGCCAAGGGGUUUUCUUGUCAAAGAUACUAGAGAAAUUUGCCACUUCCUUCUCAGACUCAUUUUAUAGACAAGAAAACUGAGGCAAACAGGGUUGAGUGACUUGCCCAGGCUCAUACACUUAGUAAGUGUCUGAGGUCAGAUUUGAACUCAUGAAGAUGAGUCUUCCUGAUUCUAAACCCAGUUCUCUAUCCACUGGACCUCCUAGCUGUUCUAUUCACACUGCUGUGCUGUUAAAAUCAAGUGAAAUCCGGCCACUUAAGGAAAUGCUGGAUUCCCCAUCAACAGAGAAAGCAAAUCACCCUUCUCUCAUCUGGAUGGUUAUAAGUAGGGAUACUUUACAGGUUCAGUUAUAGGUUAGACUAAGUGACCACUGAGGCUCUUGCAACUCCAUUUCUAUUAUUUUAAAAGUGAGAUAAUUGAUGAAUGUGUUUAAGAGUGUGUGAAGAAAAUGAAAUCUUCCCUCACUUUUCAGUACUUCUUAUUAUGCCUGUUUCCACAUUGCUAUCUUAAAUGGGGAGCAGCUAAAGUUCAAUGACUUAUAAACCUUUGUAAUUCCUGGUUUGGUGGAGCAUGGUAUAAUAUGGAGAUAAUUGCUUGGGUUCCAUCUAAUUUCCUAGCCUUGAGCGUUUAGGGUAGAUUUAUAGACUUUAUUAUUCACUGUGGCAAAAGGGAACAGAUAGCAACUAACAACUAGAGCUUAUUAGUUGAUAUAACAUCUAAUGUUUUGUCUUAAAUAUACGUAUAUAUUUGUGUAUAUAUAAUUGUGUGACUAUGCAUUGGUAAAAAGGGACAGCUCAUGCAUUGGUAAAAAUCAUGAUUGCUUGAAACUGUAUAAUAUAUGUGUAGGGAAUGUGUGUAUAAAGUGCGUAUGUGUAUGUGUGUAUAGUGUGUAUAGUGUGCAUAUAUAUAUAUAUAGUAUGUAUAUGUGUAUAUAAUGAGUGUGUCUGUAUAUUGUGGGUACAUACUAGAUUUAUAACUAGGUGAGGAGGACUUGGGUUUUAACUUCAAUAUGCCAAAAUGAUAGCGGCGAACAGUUCUUCCUGCCUAUGGCAAAUACUCUUCUCCUGACAUCAGAGUUCUCUCUUGAGUAGAGCUGUUUCCACUAGCUUCCAUUGCUGUAUUGUGAGUCUUCUGGGAACCAUACUUCCCCCUCAAUACCAAACUGGGGAUAAACUGAGAGUUGGACUGCAACUAACCUGUUUUUUAUUGUUAUUGAGUUAUUUUUCAGUCCCAUCUGACUCUUUAUGGCUCCAUUUGGGUUUUCUUGGCAAAGAUACUGAAGUGGUUUGCCAUUUCUUUCUCCAGCUAAUUUUACAGAUGAGGAAACUGAGACAAAUGGAGUUAAGUGACUUCUCCAGGACCACAUAACUAGUAAGUGUCUCAGGCCAGAUUUGAAUUCGGAAAGAUGAAUCUUCUUGACUCUAGGACUGACACUGUAUCCCACUGUGCCAUUACACCUAUUACAACUGCACUAACCAACAGAAUUUGAAUCCAGUGUAAAAAUAAGAAUAAGAAUCCAGUGUAAGAAUAAAUCCAAUGUAAGAAUUCUUAGUUAAAAACUCUGGUGGGCCCUGCUCAGGAGGGACCUCUCCUCGUGGAAGUGGAGGCAGGAGUGGGAAAGAUGCCUUAUUCUGAGACUGGUACUUUAACAAUUUCUGUGACCUUUACAUUUUCACAGUUGGUGGGUUUUUUUUCUCUGAACUUUGUUGGUAGAUUAGACAAUGAAUCUCUAGUGCAAUGCUUGGUAAUGGGGUAUAGUUAAAGGAAGCACAUUUGUAUGGGCUGGAAAGGGUGGAGUUGACCUACACUAUCAGAACAUUACUCUUCUUCCUCUUCCUGGCCAUGCUUCCCAUAGCAAUAAGGGUCAUUACUCAGCUUCCUGUCUGGAGAGAAACCUAUAUUCUCUAAAGUCUUUGUUUCCACCUGCUAAAACUAGCAAACUGAAUAGCAUUUUUUCUUAUUCUGUUGUUAAAUCUGAACCUGAUUUCAUUCACUGACAUUUAAAGAGGCAAAAAAAGAGAAGAUAAUCAUCAAGAGCUUUCAGCAGCAACUAGACCCUGGGGAAUAUGAAGUCAAAGACUUGGCUAUCUCUGAAGUAAAGGCAUGGUGAUGCUGCCAGGCCAGAAGAGUGUUUUUAUUCAGGUGAAAUUAAGUUAAAAUAAACAAAAAAGAAAGCUCUAAUGGGAAGUCUAUGUCUCAAAAGAGCAAAUGGACCCUGAGAUUAGAGAGAAGGAAGGGGGAGAGGAUCUGGUUAGGCAGUCAGCUCCAGUGCGGAAAUGUAGUGAUCACAGGAUCAGAGGAUCAGAGCUAGCAGGGAUCUCUCAAAGGUCAGUUAAUCCAACCCUUUAAUUUUACAGAAGAGCAAGCUAAACUUCCAAACCCCUAUUAUGAGGCAAAACUUGGUCCCUAAUUCAAUCCCAUUCUGAUGUACCUGUAUUGCCACCUUUAGACUGAAAUCCAGGUGGUUUUUCUACUUAUACCAUCUUUUCCCACUCUUUCUCUUCAAUGCUGGGGGAACUAAAUGUAUUCUGAUAUCUUAUAUGUAGAUAUCUACAAUAGGGCAGACCACAAUAUUUCCAUUCCCUUGUUUUCUGUGCUAUUCUUUUGUUUAACCCUUACCUUCCGUCUUGGAAUCAAUACUGCGUAUUGGUUCCAAGGCAGAAGAGUGGUAAGGGCUAGGCAAUGGGGGUCAAGUGACUUGCCCAGGGUCACACAGCUGGGAAGUGUCUGAGGUUGGAUUUGAACCUAGGACCUCCAGUCUCUAGGCCUAUUUCUGUGCUAUUCUUGUCCAAACCCUCCUAUAAAUUUUCCACUGGGGGCAAUCCUCUGGUUCAGAGGUAUCAAACAUGCCUCUGUGGUCCAUGGUAUCUACCACAUUCUUGAGUGUAGCCUAAAUCACAUUAAAAUGUAUUUAGAAAAUAUUUUACACAAUAAAUUAAAAUGCAAUAAAACAUAAUAUCAGCAUUUGGCUUUCUGAGUCAAUUUGUAGAGCAGGUAGGUUGUGCAGUGGUUAAAGUGCUGGGCCUGGGGUCAGGAAGACUAAAGUCUUCCUCAGUUCAAAUCUAGCCUCAGACAUUUACAAACUGUAUCACCCUGAGCAAGUCACUUAUCCCUGUUUAUCUCAAUAUCCUUCUCUAUAAAGUAACCUGGAGGAGGAAAUGGCCAGUCAUUCCAGUACCUUUGCCAAGAAAACCUUAAAUGGAGUCAUGAAGAAUUGGACAUGACUGAAUAACAAAAAGUAACUAUGCAUCCCAAAAAGAUACUUCUGUAUGAUUGAGUGGCUCCCAUGUCUACUUGAGUUUUAUAGCAAUGCUCCCUUGCUUUUACCUUGUUAUGUGAAUUCACUAUCAGUUAUCUUUUGUCCUUGUUACAUGACCAAACUACCUACCUGCUUUUCCAGUCAUUCAUCUCUCUGACAGUGUCUUUUAUUCCACUUCUCUGGUGCAAUUCUUGGCUGAUAAUGUGUUGCAUCCUAUGAAAACCUGACAUGCACCUCUUAAUUUACCUUUCCAGUAACCCACAACUGCAAUUCUUCAAAGGCAAUUCUAACAUAUGACUCAGAGUCAUAAAACAUCACCCAAAGAAUAUCAGUUGUUUUUUUUAAACCUUCCAUCUUAGAAUCAAGUUGGUUCCAAGGCAAAAGAGUGAUAAGGGAUAGACAAUUGGCAUUAAGUGACUUGCCCAAGGUCAUAUAACUAGGAAGUCUCUGAGGCCAGAUUCGAAUAUAGGACUUCUCAUCUGCAGGCCUAGUUCUCAAUUCACUAAGUCACCUAACUUCCCAGUUAGAUAUUGGCAGUUAUUGCAAUAUUGUUACCCAAGUAACAAUUGGGCAAGUCAUUUAACUUUUCUGCCUCAGUCUCCUUCCUCAACUCUAAGUCAAAGAUGAUAACACCUACCUCACAGGAUUGUUGUGAGGAUAAAAUGAUUGCAGUGUUUAAACAGAACCGGGCACAUAGAAGACCUUUAAUAAAUGUUUACUCCAUCUCCCUUCCCUUCCUGUCUAUGUUCUGUCCACUGCAGCAUUCAAAUAGAAGAGGGAUUCCCUGCAGAUAAUGAGGGCUUCCAGAUGCUCCUGUUUACAGAUGACAUUGUGGUAAUUACAUCAAACCUCAGAUGCAUCACAGAACUUCUUCAAUAUUUUCCAUCACUCUGAACUAAUUAAGCCAAAAUAAACAACAAAUUAUUGGGAAAUUUUAAAAAUAGAACUGUAACAGGUUUAUUUCAUCACAACUGCAUGCGGUUAUUUUGUUUUAACUGGAAUGGUUUUAUGUGUUGAGUCUUUUAUAGAUCAUGAACUGAAAAAAAAUAUUAAAUUGCCUGUCUCAGAGUUGAAAUCAAUUUAAAUUCUAACUUCAGAGAAGAUGACCAAAAUGAAAGAAUAUAUUGAACAUAAAGCAAAUUCAUGUGGAUAUCCCUCAAAUCUUGAAAUAGAUGUUUAAAAUAUCCAAAAACUCUCAGAAAAUACUACUGAACAUUUUCUCUCAGUCAAAAUCAUUCUGGUUUCAUUUUCUGCCAAGCUUCCAUUUGGUAAGAAGAAGAGGAGGAAGAGGAGGAGGAAGAGGAGGAGAUAAUGACGGUGAUGGUAAUGGCAAUGGCAACAUAAAUGUUUAAGGCACUGAGAGAGAUUCUAUGAUGUCAGAUUAGUUUUGGAUCCAUUCUAUUUCACUUUUAGUCCCUCAAAUCUAACCACGUGUGUACAUCUUGGCCAUUAGGGGGCAUCUUCAAACAACAUAAAAAGAAAGACUCCAUUUUCUACCUCAGAACAAGAUCUGCCUCUAACCUUCUGAUAGAGGAAAAUGAGUUUUUGAAUUGCAAAGGUCUUUGUAGGUCAUCUUAUCCAACUCUCUCAUUUGUAGUGGAAGAAACUCAGGACUAGAAAGUUUCAUUGACUGAUUUACCAAGGUCAUAUAGAUCCUACAUCCUUUCUUUGGUUCUUAAGUCCCUCUUUGUAAUCAAUUGGUUCCUCUCAUUUAAUAUUCCUUCACCAGCAUUCUCAGCAUUCUUUCUGUUAGUUAUUCUCUACUUGUCUACUUUUAUCUCCCAGACUCUUCCAAGUCCCUGUCAUAUUGAAGUCAAGUAAAGAGGGUGAGAAUGUGGGUGGAGGACUUAAUGGGUGGAGGACUCAGAAGGUGACAACUGCACUAACCUGUCUUCCCUGCAUAGAGUAAUAUUAUUUGCAGAUGAGGAAAUGUUUCUUCCUACAGUUGCUAUUUUGCAAAACCAUAUCACUCCCAGUCAUUUUCUUGCUGUCUGUGGGAAUGUUGUCAGUAACUAUGGUAGAGACUCUGGUCAGGGGAUGGAGGAAACGAAAUUCUCUUGGAAAGGCAGAAAGAAAAACGGCCACUCCACAGCUCCAAGAUGGCACCCAGAUUUUGGAUGAAUAUCAGUUGCCUCUUCAGGCUUCUCCAGCUGUGACAAAGGUUCCCAAGGCAGAUUUGCACCGAGAGAAAAGGCAUCUUUCCUACCAUAGACCAAAAACCAUGGAACUGUCAGACAGUGAUCGUCCAGUGAGCUUUAGCUCCACAUCCUCCUCUGCAUCUUCUAGGGACAGCCACUGUUCCUUUGGCAGCAGGUUGACCUUAGCUUCCAAUGGCCAUUUGAGCUUGUGUAAUAACCAAGAUAAGGAAACAGGGGCCAUUAAGCUCGAGCUGAUGCCAACAAGGAGAUUCUCCAGCAGUGAAGUACAGAGGAAUCCCCCAGAGGAAAAACAGAACAUGGAGGAAAGCAGUGAAAAUUGGCAGGGAGUGCUGAGGACACCUGAAACAAAAGGAGCAAAUAAAAAUGGCACCCUCUCCCUGGUUGCAGAAUCUACUACAAGUCCUAAACUUCUCUAUGUGGAUAGAGUAGUUCAAGAAAUUCUGGAAACUGAGAGGACCUACGUACAAGAUUUAAAAAGCAUUGUUAAGGAUUAUCUUGAUUGCAUCAAAGACCAAUCCAAGCUUUCUCUAGGAGCUGAAGAAAGAUCUGCCCUUUUUGGAAACAUACAAGAUAUCUACCAUUUCAACAGUGGACUUUUGCAAGAUUUGGAAAACUGUGAAAAUGACCCUGUGGCCAUAGCAGAAUGUUUUGUAUCUAAGAGUGAAGAUUUUCACAUUUAUACACAGUAUUGCACCAAUUAUCCAAGAUCAGUAGCUGUGCUAACUGAAUGUAUGAGGAACAAAAUGUUAGCCAAGUUCUUCAGAGAACGUCAGGAAACUCUCCAUCACUCACUGCCCUUAGGAUCAUACCUUUUGAAGCCUGUUCAGCGAAUUCUCAAGUAUCAUCUGCUUUUACAUGAAAUAGAAAACCACCUUGACAAGGAGACUGAUGGCUAUGACGUGGUGCUUGAGGCCAUUGACACAAUGCAGAGAGUAGCCUGGCACAUUAAUGACAUGAAGAGGAAACAUGAGCAUGCAAUCCGGCUACAGGAGAUACAGAGUUUGCUAACGAACUGGAAAGGACCAGACCUGACCAGCUAUGGGGAGCUGGUUUUGGAAGGAACAUUCCGCAUCCAGCGUGCUAAAAAUGAGCGAACAUUGUUCCUCUUUGACAAGCUACUUCUGAUCACAAAGAAAAGAGAAGAAACCUUUACCUACAAAGCUCACAUACUGUGUGGCAACCUCAUGCUUGUGGAAAUGAUUCCCAAGGAACCACUUAGUUUUAGUGUCUUCCAUUAUAAGAAUCCCAAGCUUCAACACACAGUACAGGCUAAAUCUCAACAAGAUAAACGACUCUGGAUUCUCCAUCUGAAGAGACUUAUCCUAGAAAAUCAUGCUGCUAAAAUUCCAGCUAAGGCGAAACAAGCAAUUCUGGAAAUGGAUGCCAUUCAUCAUCCAGGAUUCUAUUACAGUCCUGAGAAAGAGAUAAAGACAUUUUCCAGUUCAAAGGAAGGCACUGCUCCCCAUCGCCUAAGAAGAAAAUCUGAACCUUCCUCUAGAGUGCAUAAGGUUUUGAAAGCCAGUGAAACAACACAAGAUAUACAAAAGAUUUCCAAAGAUGAUGAAGAAGCAUCUCCAUCACUAAUUACAGACCUUCCACGUUCAACAUCAGCUGGAAAUCCUCCAACACAGAGGACCUCUCAGCAAAAUAACCCAGUCAUUUUGAACGUCCUGGGAGGUGCUGGUGCUGGUGUGAGAAACAUCUGGACUGACCACCAGAUCAGGCAAGCUCUAUUUCCCAGUAGACGCUCACCUCAAGAGAAUGAGGACGAUGAAGAUGAUUACCAAAUGUUCAUGCCAUCAUUAUCUUCAUCUGAUUUGCAUUCCACCAGGCUUUGUGAGGAGAGUAAUGGUUCCAGUCGACCCUGUAGUUGGCAUUUGGGACAGAUGCAAUCCAGGGACCCAGGGAUCACCAGUUCUGGUCACAGGAUUGUCCGGAGGGCCAGCAGUGCUGGUGAAAGCAAUACUUGUGUACCAGAAGCACGAAAUAGAGACAGUGAAGAUAUUCAGCACUCUUCACGGAGAGAGGUAGACAGAGGUUCUAGAACAGAAAGUGAUGGGAAGGCUUACUUUGAUCCAGAGCUGACCCUUCAAGAUGUAGACCAUGUCUAUGAUAAUAUUAGUUAUGAAGAUUUAAAACGGAUGGGUUUUGCCAAAAGGGACACACCUGAAUAUAUUCCCCAGAGAUCAAACAUGGACUCUUUUCAAGGGUUACACCAUCAAAGCAGUCCAAAUUUAUUAAUCUCCCCCCAGAAGCAAGAAAGUCAAGAUAAUCUCACCAUUCCUGAAAAAAGAGAUGGAACCUUAUCUAGUAGAGAUCCCUCCAACUUAAGCUCAAAUGAGCUCAACAUUGCUGAGGAAAAUAUAUAUGACACUAUACAGCUCCCAGACCCACCAUUACUGAAUUUUAAAUGCAACUACCUAAAAUGUGCAAAGCGAAGCAGCUUUUUAGGACUGGAAACAGACUUUGCCUGCUGUGAUAGUUUGAGACCUUUUGUUUCUGAGGAGAGCCUCCAGUUCAGCGAAGAUGAAACACCUUACCGUCAAGCUCCCGUGGAGAAUGAUUAUUUAAGUUUGCUGUACAGUUCUUCUAACUCUGAUUCACUGUCUCACAAAUCUGUAGCUGAUAAACUGUCAGAAGAAGUAGAUGAAAUUUGGAAUGACUUGGAAAACUACAUCAAGAAAAAUGAAGAUAAAACUAGGGACCGCCUCCUUGCUGCAUUUCCUGUUAGUAAAGAUGAUGUCCAAGAAAGGUUACAUGCUGGAAGCACACCUGAACUCAGUAAAGAUAUAAACUAUGCAAUAUCUACCCUCUCCCUGCCAGAAAACCCUGCAUUUCUUAAGCCUGUAAAAAAUAAAGCUAUGAGGUUAAGCAGGACCCAUCUCCCUUUUGAAGAAGACAUGCUUUACAAAGAAAACUCAUUAAUGAAUCUUAAUAGACUUUCUCUGGCCAGUGAAAUGCCUUCUAUAGAGAGCCCUUGUGACUCAAUUAAUAGCAGUUUAUCCCACACAGAUCCUGAGAGUACUGACCCAAGAGUGAGCAGUACAGAUAAAACCAAAAGCAGAGUUUUUCUGAUGGCAAGACAAUACAGUCAGAAAAUCAAGAAAGCUAACCAGCUUUUGAAAGUGAAAGGUCCAGAGGGAGAACAAACAGCCAGUCAGCCUCAUAAAUCAAGACACAAGGAUCUUGCUGCCAUAUUGGAGGAGAAGAAGCAAGGAGGUCCUGCUAUUGGUGCUAGGAUUGCUGAAUAUUCUCAACUCUAUGAUCAGAUUGUAUUCAGAGGGACACCCCUUAAAACAAGAAAGGAUGGCUGGGCCAGUCCUGGAGGGUCACCAAUCCUCCGUUCUUCAUCACCACCAUCUAUGUCUCUUUCCCAUUCUCAGUUUGAUGAUGAAAGCUCUCAAACGGAAGACUGGCUUUUGCACUCCACAUACAGUAAUGGAGAAUUAGCAGAUUUUUGUGUCUGGCCUCAUGAAGAUACCAAGUCAAGGUACUCUCAUUCAGAGAUGAAUGUAAAAAGUACUCCACGGCAGUUGCCAACAGUUUGUUCUGUUCCUUUGCUUCAAACAUCUACCCCUCUGCAAGGUCCUGCACAAAGAAGGAGUGUUGUAAUAAGCCAGCCUAAUAAAGAAAAUUUACGUCACAUCAACGCUUAUAAUUCUUUAGGCAGAAAAGGAACCAGUUAUAAAUCCCAGUCAUAUACCUGGUCCCAGUCGGCUUCUUCAAUUGUGCUAAACAAAUUGGUGGACUCUAUCAACUACCCAAAUGAAAUGGGAAAGAAACAGCUCUCUUCACACAGAAGCUCAAGGUGUAAUAGUCAACAGGAUUUGUUAUUGGGUACUGCUGUCCCAGAUCAGCAAGGUUCUGACAAAUGCUCUGAUGUGACUCUCCAAGAUUCACAGAAGGUUCUGGUAGUGAAUAAAAAUUUACCAUCAAACGCCCAGAUCGCCACACAGAACUAUUUUUCCAAUUUCAAAGAGGUAGAAGGAGAUGAAGAUGAUUAUGUGGAGAUAAAAUCAGAAGAGGAUGAAUCGGACCUAGAGGCAGCUCAGAAUCAUAUACAGAAAUCUGAUCCAAAGAUUAGGGAUACUGAUCUCUCUGAUGAUCACCAUAGCAAUAUCACCUCUUAUUCUUUAAGCAACCCUUGUGCUUCUUCUACAAAACCAGUGAACAGCAAACUUGGUCUUUCACCUUACUUAACAUAUGGUGACUCUGACAAAUUAAAUGAAUACCUGUGGAGUGAUUCCUCACCCAAUCAGCAGAACAUUGUCCAGGCUCUAAGGGAAAAGUUUCAGUGUCUUAGCUCAAGCAGUUUUGCCUAAAAUACCUAAUAGUUUCUGUCUGUAAUGUCUUUUUACAAUACACAUGUACUACAAAUACUAAUGACAUAUUGCAACAUAGAAUUCACACAGCAAUAUUGAAACUAUAUAUAAGAUAUGGCACACAUUAUGUUGAAAAGUUUGAAACUGACAAGACUGUACUAGUAGCAGAGAUAAACAUCUAAUGGCAUAUUUUAUGAUGAUGGUUGAUUUAUCCUAAGUCAAUUUUACUUGAAUAUCCAUAGCUUAUUCUUCUUAUUUUCUGCUUUCACCUCAAAGUUUGGUCUUUUUUUAAUAGUCUGGUCUUUUUUCCAUAUCUUGACUGUACUGUCCAGAUUUUAAGAAAUCUAGCACUUCUGUGCAACAAUAUUCAUAUAAUUGGAUGGCAGUUGCUAUCACAAGCAGCAUAGCAAACACCAUUAAAAAAAUUUUUAAGUGUUUUAGGUUAAAAGUCAAGACCAAGGAUAAUACUAUCUAAAAGAUACCUGGGACAAUUUGAUAUCUGCUAUAAGUUAUCACUGCUACUUUUCUCAAUGUUUGGCAAAACCUUCUACUGGAAUAGCCUUUUAAAGGGGGUAGUGAAUGUGUUGUCUACUUUUUGGUUUCUGCUGGGAGCUCAGAUAAGUUGCUAAUUGGUCUUUAAAAUUAUAUGACAAGAAAGAAUUCAACCACCCCAGGAUCAAAACAUUAGAAGGGAAAAAAAAAUCUCCUCUGGGUUUGCUUGUUUUUACAUUUUCACCCUUUUUUUCACACUGCAUUUUACACUUUCACAAUUGCCACUUUUGCUCUUUGGAAACAAGGCUUUGAGAAUACGAUUAAAACUCACAUUGCUGAUUUUAUGACUCCAGGAAUAUAGUGACUCCUUCAGGCCCCAUCAAAAAUCAGAAUGUGUUAGGUAUUUGGAGAUCACACGCUGUUAGGAAUAGUUUAUUUUCCAUUUUAAGUUGAAUACAAAAAUCUUCUUAAAUAUGUUGAAGUAUUUUUCAUAUGAAGAAAAUAGAUUAUUCGUACAUAAAACCAAGGCAUUUUUAAAACUUCCCCCCUCCCUUCCCCAAAGAUGUGUAUUUCCAAAGGGCAUUCGCCUAUAUGCACCCUCAUGAAUCUGGGACUAGACUGAAAAUAUUUCUCAAGAAUUACUAGUGACUUGUGGGAAUGCCACUUGAUUUUGCUUUAUUUGCAUGUAGUAUAUGUUUGUGUCUAUACAAACAAAUCUAUGUUAGAUAUUUACAAAGAGAGGCUCUUUAUGAAAUUCUCUUUGCCAGUUUUGCCAACUGACAUCUUAACCUUGUAUUGCUAUUACUGUAUCGAGAUAGCAGUGUAUACUAGUGCUGCUUAGAGACACAAAAUACUUAGGACCCCAGAAGGCCUCUUUUCACACAGUUUCUUAUUUGGGGAAUAUGGUAGCAGAUUUACUUAAGUUUAAAGAGAGUCUACUUAAUCACAAGUUCUCAUGAACAAAACAUGAAAUUACAAGAUUUUGUGCAACAAAAAGAUAGAUUUUUGAAAUGUGAACUUCAAAGUCUCAUCUGAAGAAGUUAUAGGUGUUUACUCCUACCCCCUUCAUCACCACCACCACAUUUUUUUAUAGGCAAAUAUAAUUAAAUAUGAUAUUUAGGGUCAUCUGUCUUCUUUAAGAUGAGUGAAACUAAGACAAAGUACAAAAUCAAAGUGGCAUCUUACUUUCGUGUGUUAAACUGAAUGCCUCAUUUUCUUAAAUGCAAAACAUAAAAAGUGAUUCUCCUUAUUAAUGAUGGAUGGUUAAGACGUCUUAAAAAAAAACAUAUUUCACUUUUUAGAUCAUUCUUUGCUUGAACUCUGCUCUUUUUCUUCAUCCAAAGUGCUGGUUUUGUUGGGGUUAAUAUGAUACUGAAUGAAUCCUUCACUCUUGAUAAUUUUUAAAAAUGCAAAAUCCUGGAGUUUCAGGAUCAAGAUGUUUCUGGGUGGGGAGGGCAGAAAGAGAACCCUAAAAAAAUCUCAUACUUCUUGACUUCAUAGAAGUCUUUAAAAUAAGCAUGCCCCUGUAAUGCCCUUGGAAAACAAAAAAAGCUAUUUGAAUAUUAAUAUGCCUGGUAUGAAAUUGACUUCAUUUUAGUGAUUGGCAUGAAUUGAAUUCUUAACAACAAUGAGCUGAUCAACUUUCAUUUUACAAAAAUGAUUCUUCAAAUUAAUGCUGUUUUACUAAUUGCAUGGUUUUGAUGUCUACUAUUAAAAGUAUAGACACCCCCAGACACACACCUGGCAAAUGACAGCUUUAAAAUAGCUCUCUUUCUUGUAUAAAAUGUGUAUGUAUAUAUCAUUGUAUUUACAUGUUUAGGCAAAGUUGAAUUUUAUAUCUUCAAAUGAAUUCUUUUUGUUAGGGUGCAGAUUUUUGAGGAUUGUGUAUAUUCCCUCAUUGUGAACUUGAUACUGCAAAUCAUCAGUGCUAUGCUUUACCUUAGUUUUAAAUGGCCAGGGAUGUGAUGUAUUGCUGUAUAAGCUCCCCAGAAACCAAAAGUUCUGUGCAUUUAGAAAUGUGUUUUCCUGUCUUAAUAAAUCCCUGUACUGGAUACUCAACUUUUUAGAAAAUAAUUUAAAUUUUCACUUAGUUGAAUACUACCUAAGGGAAUUGCCUCUAGUAAAACAGUUUAAAAUAAUGUAUAUAAAAUAAUGAACCUUAGCAAUGCCCAUUAUUUAAUAAAGUUUGUAAAGUAUAAAGUAAA
Messenger RNA from Monodelphis domestica (gray short-tailed opossum), 15923 nucleotides. RefSeq names its product pleckstrin homology and RhoGEF domain containing G1 (gene PLEKHG1). The record is from RefSeq and is a predicted model, not a curated record. Gene Ontology annotation, molecular function: small GTPase binding; guanyl-nucleotide exchange factor activity. Lineage: Eukaryota; Metazoa; Chordata; Mammalia; Didelphimorphia; Didelphidae.